Topomyia yanbarensis is the source of this 2006-nucleotide messenger RNA. Its product is annotated as putative fatty acyl-CoA reductase CG5065. Bases 177 to 1829 code for a protein of 550 amino acids. Gene Ontology annotation, biological process: long-chain fatty-acyl-CoA metabolic process. Lineage: Eukaryota; Metazoa; Arthropoda; Insecta; Diptera; Culicidae. The transcript is spliced from 9 exons. The record is from RefSeq and is a predicted model, not a curated record. Gene Ontology annotation, molecular function: alcohol-forming very long-chain fatty acyl-CoA reductase (NADP+) activity. Gene Ontology annotation, cellular component: peroxisome.
UUUUAGCGUUUCUUUCUGUUCCUUUAGCAAAUCCAAAAUGUCUUUAUCGCCUGUUCAAAAAUGGUACUCUGGCAAAACCAUAUUCGUUACUGGUGGAUCUGGAUUCAUGGGAAAGAGCACUGUGCACCCAGUGCAUUAACGCAAGUGACGGAAGGUUAUCGAAAAGUUUCGUGAAAAUGAAAAUUCCAGUAAUGAUGAUGAUUUUCCCAAACGGUUCGGCAUUAGGAUUAGCGACAAUAAUUCAAAUCAAGGAUACUACUGGGAAGUCACCUUUAGAAAAAAGUCGAUGUCGAAGUAAAAUUUGGAACUAUGCACGCAUGCACUUCAGAGAUAGCGUGAUAUCAGGAGCUGCGAUUUCAUUUCAACGCUUUUUUGUGAAAAGGGCGAUACUUAAAAAUGUAUUACUGGAGAAAAUACUAUAUGCUUGUUCAGACAUUCGUGCAAUUUACGUCUUGAUUCGUCCAAAACGUAGCAAAGUUCCUCAAGUACGCGUUGACGAAUGGUUUAAAUUGCCGGUGUUCCAACGCAUUAAAAACGAAAAACCGGAUGUUUUCAAGAAACUGAUUCCCGUACAAGGUGAUGUCACAUUUGAUGGCCUGGGAAUUUCUCAAGAUAACAUGGAUAAACUUAUUAAUGAGACUGAAAUAGUCUUUCAUUGCGCAGCUACACUCAAACUAGAAGCAAAGUUGAAGGAUGCUAUUGAAUUGAAUACAACUGGUACGAAGCGGGUAUUGGAACUGUGCAAGCAGAUGAAAAGCUUACAAGUAUUAUUGCACUUAUCAACAGCGUUCUGCUAUUGCGAUAAGGAAGUUUUAAAUGAGCGAGUGUACGAUUUCCAACACAACCCAUAUGACUUGAUGAGGAUUGCAGAAUGGAUGGAUGAAAAGACUUUGGAUCUGAUAACGCCAAACCUACUUAAGCCACAUCCUAAUUCUUAUACCUAUUCUAAACGAUUGAGUGAAUGUCUUGUUAGGGAUAACUAUCCCCAAUUACCUGUGUGUAUUGUAAGACCAAGUAUUGUUUGCCCGGCAAAUAAGGAACCGGUGGAAGGAUGGGUUGAUAACCUAAAUGGUCCAGUAGGCAUCAUGGUAGCCGGAGGAAAAGGAGUUAUGCGAUCAAUGCUGUGUAAUGGUGAAUACAACGCGGAGGUGAUUCCUGUCGAUAUUGCUAUAAAUGGUUUGAUAACCAUUGCGUACACCGUUGGACAAAUGAAAGUUUUACCACCAGAAAUACCAGUGUUUAAUGUAACUUGUCGAGAAACUAAACGAUUUACCUGGAGAGAAGUACUAGAGAUGGGAAAAGCAACUUGCAAUGAAUACCCGUUCGAAGCUGGUGUGUGGUAUCCCGACGGAGAUAUUACGACAAAUAAAAUAUAUCACACUAUCUGUGUACUCCUAUUCCAUUGGAUUCCUGCUUAUUUUAUAGAUUUCCUUAUGUUCUGUUUCGGCCAAAAGAGAUUCAUGUGCCGUGUUCAGACAAUGGUCUCGCAAGGAUUAGAAAUGUUACAAUUCUUUACAACACGACAGUGGGACUUUAAGUCACAACAGUAUCAAUCUAUUGCUAAAAAUCUUAGUCCAGAAGAUUUUGAGAUGUUCGACAUGGAUGUCGAUCGCAUUGAUACAAAGGAAUAUCUGAAAAGAGUUAUUCUGGGUGGUCGGCAGUAUUGUGUAAAGGAACCACUUUCUACAUUGCCCAAAGCAAGAAUGCAACUUAAGGCACUAUAUGUGUUAGACAAGGCUGCAAAAGCAUUUAUGAUGUGGCUUUUAACUUGGGCAUUAUUAUCUGUGACUGGAUUAAAUAAAGUUUUUAGUGAUAUAUUUUCCAGAUAAUCUUCAUAGGACCGACUAGUUCACUUCCAUUUUAUUUUUAAACCUGGUUUAACGGACCGAUAAAACUUGUUUAAAUGUUUGGCGUGGGUGAAGAAAUUGGUUUUUAGGGUGUAUGCAACUUUAUCGUUUAUUUAAUUAUAGUUUAUGUUUCAAUUUUGGGGUUUAUUACUGAUUGAG